This is a messenger RNA of Macrosteles quadrilineatus (aster leafhopper), 1719 nucleotides long. RefSeq names its product protein CBFA2T1-like. Gene Ontology annotation, molecular function: transcription corepressor activity. NCBI's taxonomy places the organism in Eukaryota, Metazoa, Arthropoda, Insecta, Hemiptera, Cicadellidae. The record is from RefSeq and is a predicted model, not a curated record. The coding region runs from base 73 to 1641 and encodes 522 amino acids. Gene Ontology annotation, cellular component: nucleus. Gene Ontology annotation, biological process: negative regulation of DNA-templated transcription; DNA-templated transcription. The transcript has 10 exons.
GAGCGGUCGUCACACUUGGCGAGAGUGGCUAAACUACUCAUCCGCAAAGGCUGGAAGCCGGACAAAGAGUCGAUGGAGACGAAGACGAUUAAGGAGGAAGCCCCAGAGACUCCAGUGGUCAAGGAGGUGUCGUCCGUCACACAGCCUAGAUGUCGCAAAGGUGUGAAGGAGAGAGUCAAGUCUCCAGACAGUCCGGAAGGUGCGCGGGUCCGCAGCUCGCCCCCGCUGGUAGCCACCCCCACCCCGGCCCCCACUACACCUACCACCACCCCCACCAGCCAGCCUAACAGCCCCAAGCCUCCCUUCCAGAACGGCAACACCACGCCGCCGCUGUACUCUCAGAACGGCCAAACAAGCCCCGCGUUAUCAGUGUCUCUCUCGGACUCCACCCCUCUGGGUCGUCCCCUGGGCAAGGUCAAGAGGUUCCUCAGCACCUUGGUUCAGUUCGGCCAAGACAUCUCUCCAGACACCGGCGAGAGAGUCAAGAGCCUCGUCCUUAAUCUCGUUGGCGCGGGCCUGACCGUGGAGGAGUUCCAUCAUUCUCUACAAGACGUGACAAACUUCCCUCUCAGACCCUUCGUGCUGCCCUUCCUGAGAGCCUACCUACCAGCCCUGCAGAGAGAGCUUGGAGUUCACGCGCGCCUCAGUAAACAGACGAUUGCUCAGUACAUCAGACAACAUGAACACAGUGUUCUGGAUCCUGCCUACUCGCCUAGCGAACCUGGAGAGAUCUUCCAUCACACAGACAGCCACAGCCAUCCUGAGAAACGGAGAGCCGAGAGCUACUAUGAGAACGGACUGGAGGACGCUGUCUACCUUCCCCCGGCUCCUAAGAGGCCUCACCACUCCGGCCUGCUGUUUCCACUUCACCCUCUGGCACUACCUCCGACCCAUCUGCUUCAUCCGGACUACCAUCCCUCCACACCUUACCCUCCGUACCAUCACCCUCACAGAGAGACGGAGGAGGCGAGACGCAGCUACGGCGAGGACGAGUGGAAGAAUAUCCACGUGAUGCUUAACUGUAUCCUAAGUAUGGUAGAGAAGACCAAGCGAGCCCUGACAAUCCUACAGCAGAGGUCUAGUGAUGGUGGUGGAGCAGAGUGGCGGAGGACGACCCCCAGUGGCGGCGCUGUAGCGGGGCAUCCCUCAGCAGACGAUGUCAAGCGCACGGCCAGCGAGAUCAUGGCUCACACCAUCAGGCUGACGGAGGACAGGGUCGCUGAGGUGCGAAGGAAAGCAGAAGAGGCGGUGAACGAGGUGAAGAGGCAAGCAGUGGCAGAGUUACAACGGGCCGUCGCGGCGGCAGAGACAAAGGCGUGUGAGUUGGUGGCCUCUGAGCGAGCCAAGGUGGAGAAGCUGGUGGCCGACGCGCGGAAACACGCUGUUGAAGAGGCAGUGACUGUAGCAGCCGACAGAACUGAAUCUCCCCCCACCCCGUCACAACAGAAUAGUUGCUGGAACUGCGGUCGGAAGGCCAACGAGACUUGCAGCGGGUGUAACGUGGCGCGCUACUGUGGCGCCUUCUGCCAACACAAGGACUGGGAGACGCACCACGCGGUGUGUUGCGCCAAGCGGCCGCCAGUCAGCGCACCGCGCACCACCACCACUCCUCCCGCCACUCUACCUGCACCGACCAAGUGACGCCGACAUCACCGCCUCACUGCUAAACUCAAGAAGCCAUGAACUAGACAAAGAUACAGGCUACUUAGGCAAUAUGUU